AUGAGCGCCAUCAACAACCUUGACGCACUGUUUUCUAAUCUAUCGAAAGGAAGAGUCAACUUGUCGUGUAAUGCGUCCAUGGAAUCAGGAUACGAAGAAAUCGCGUCGCACUGCGACCGUACAGCAGUUUUUCAUGCAUUUGGAGCAUAUUUGUUGCGGGUGAGUGUUCGAACCCGCCUCUGAGUUUAUCACUGUUUACUCAGGGUCACACAUUAUUCACGAUACUCUUCCUGUCCGCAUCUAUUGUGAUCUUCGUCAUAACAGUCACAUAUCAUAUCAAAGUUCGAAGACAACAUGAUAUUAUCCACAAUGAGCUAAGGUAAACACCAUUCUUACGUUUUUCCUUUUCUAACUCUGUACUCAGAACGCAAUCACCACAUCAGAGAAGAGAACGUCUAUUUCAUACAUUAAUAUUAUCCAUUGUCACGUUUUUCUUGUCGGUUAUGGGUCAGACGUACAUUGAGAUCGCUGUUUUCUGGGUGAACGAGCGAGAAGAUAUAGCUCAGUUGUCAAAAUGGUACAGGAAACUUUGAAAAACGGGUCCAAAUGUUCGAUUUCAGGUACCAUGUGGCCAGAAUUCUUGCAUUCAUCGAUCCCGUCAUGAACCCUUUAAUUGUGGUGCUUAGAACUCCGGCUCUCAGGCGCCAACUGCGAUCUCAGUGGACAACGAUACGCUCCAGAGCUUCUUCGCGUACCCGAUCAGCUCAUAGUAACAGGGAUCGAAGGGAAGCUAGUCUUAAGUACGAUUUUCAAUUCUGCGCAAGAUUUUCAUAAGUUUCAUGAAAUCUUCAGACGGAAGCGAUCGAGUGUAAGGCUGAAAAAGGAGACCGAGCUGAUGAUGUCUUUAAUGCCAACCGACAGACCGGUCAGUUACUCAACCAGGUUACUGUACUUGUACCGUUUCGUUCAGAUCACACGUACAUGCUCGUUGCGGAGAAGUCAAGAUUCCCAAACUCAUAAUUCUGUUGUCUAAGUUUUCUGAAAUGUUCGUGUUGGAUUUGCGGGGCUACACUCUUUGAAAUCUCAUCAUAACCUCAUCAGAUCUUCCAUCUUAUUGUUUUAUCAAAUCAACAUUUGUUCCCCUCCUCAUCAUUAUGAAAUCAUCCAUAUCCCUUCACUUUUUCCUCGGAAUUCACGUUCUCAAUCAUCUGUUCCCACAAGAAAAGUAACAAUUUGUGUGAAGGGUGUGAUUUGCAAUUGAAGGUGAAGUGUCACCAAUCUGACAAAUGCGGGUCAAUUCUGUCGAAUCGAGGACAAGAACACAGCGGCGACAAUCCCAGUCAGGCAGCCAGCCAGCCAGAAGUGAAAGAGAGGGAGGGGAUUGGUUCUGGUGGAGAGCGAAGAAGAAAACGAAGGGAAGAAGACCGGCCAAGUCGCUAGUGGGCGCUUUUUGCGCGCGCGCGUCCGACAAAAACGACACGAAAAGCCCCGCCCUUAGCCUGUCAACUUAUCCUUAUCUCAAUCCGGACUUUUCCCCUUCCCCUCUCUUCCCUUCCCUUUUCCCGUUGUGGCUUUCUCAAAAGCGGCUGGCCGAUACUGACCGCCCCACAGCGUCUCUGCCCCACCCCGAAUUUUUCUACAGAUUUUAUUUCACCACCUUCAGCUGUUUCAUCUGUUGUUGGGAGAAAAUGAUCUCGAUCAGCGUGUUCCUGCUAUUGCUACAAGGUGAGUUUUGUCAACUUUCACAUCUUCCCAUUGCUUUCUAACGCAGAAUCUUGCCUAUAAAAUCAGAAGUAUUGCACCGUAAUUGUAAAGAACCUUCCGCAGGACCGUUUAGGUAGAAAACUGAAAUAUCCUCAAGAAAUAGUUCCUACGAGUUAGCUACCGUUGGUUUCACGUCUAUGAAUUCCGCAACUUUUCGCCAGACGGUACAGUAAUCCUUGCCGGAAAAUGUUAAUCCUGACCCAUUUCUCUUCGUUUCACUCGCGGCUGGAAGCCCGUUAUUUAACGGUCAGAUCAAAAUAAUCCCAAUAAAACUCGCAAAUCUAAACUACUUUCGGGAAUUCAAUGGGAAAUUUCGAAUUUGAAUAGCGCUUUCCAAUUUCCAUUAUCGGCGGGAUUGAAAUCUCCGUCCGAAAAAGGUUUCAACUUUCCCCCUCAAAAACAUGGAAAUCCUAUUAAUCCGCACAUUUUAAAGACGAACAAGCGAUGUUUUGAAACCAAUGUAGUUUGGAAUUUAUAACCUCGUAAAACUUUCGCUCAUAUCUAUAUCCGUUCCCAUAAAAUCUGAUUUUGCCGAUCUCUCCCUCUAUUUCUAUCCCGUUGAUGUUUAUAUCCAAUUCGUAACACAUCGACAUUGUAAAAUUCCUUUUCCGAAAAUGUUCUUCAUCCGAAAUUGACUGUAGAAAAAAGAACGAGAAGAAGCGAAUCGGGCAGGGGAAACAUAAUAGUAGUCAACGCACUUUGGCGGCUAUUAAAGAAUUCCUUCUCGCCCCCACUUCUUAGCCAAUCUCGCCUCUCCAUCUCGCUUUUCCCAUACAAAACCGGUCGGCGUGCCAAAACCUGAACAGAAACAGGAAUCAGAAACGAUCCUAAUCUUCUUUUUUGUCUUCCAGGAACCCUAGCAUGCUUUCCAACUUCACAACGGUCCUACCAGUAUGGCGCGCCCACGCAGCAAUUUGCAUCGGUUAGUUUAAGGUUAUAGAAUGGAUCGAAUAGAAUGGAGUGGAGUGGAAUGGUGCAUGAAAAGUGCCGUCAUGUUGGUGUAAUCUAGUGUAUUUAAUGUUUUCUUUUAUGUGGGUGCACGCUACAGUACGUUUAAUUUCACAGGUUGCUUCUUCUGGCUUUCAGUCCCAGUAAAGUAUUCGAUUGAUUCCAAUUCCAAUAAUUGCAUGUGUGUUUUAUGUUUAACAGUGGUUUUUUGUACAGUGCACACCACAAUGCUGCGGUUGUUCUCAGGCUCAACAACCAGUCGCCCCUCAGCCAGUAGCCGCAGUUGCACGAGUAGCCGCCGCCGGAAAGACGCCGACCCAAACGAUUGCCGUGCAAGGAAGUUCAAUUGAAAGUUGGUAUUGAUGUUCCGCUUCUUUUUUCUUACUUUCGGCACUGAUUCUAUGAGAACGAACACGCGCGAAAACUCGUUGAGCGAAAGUGAGAAUAGAAGAGAGAUCGUUUCAAUCGGCGCGAAGAUAAAUUGUCGAAAUGAAAACAGCCGCGAGAAUGACAACAAAGUGAAAACUGUUUGUACAUACAUGAAAGCGACAAAACACAUUCACAUUAUAAAUCCACGGUCAAUUGCACUAUUAUCGUUUCUUUACAGGUCUUCUCGGUCAAAAGGUCUCGCUCACCGAAUUCACCGCCGACGGAUACAACGCCGAGGGCGGAGGACCCGUGAGAUCAGGUUUUGUCAAGCUUUUCCAGUUAUCUUUAUCAUCAAACAGUCAGCGAAACAAUUCAUUUUUUGGGUGGUCUUGUGGUCUUUUUCUUUUCCCUUUCUCUUUUUUCGCUGAUCAAUGCUUCAGCAUGAUACGUGCGCAGACAUAGAUUAAUGCCCCACUGACCUAGGAAACAAGAAAAGGACACAUACAUAGACAUAGAUGUACAUGGGAGGAAAGGAAUGUGGAAAAGCGGAAAACUAAUUGUGUUCGCUUCAGGAAACGCUUUGACAUGCAACUUUGAUGGACGACCAUGCUGUUGGGCCAAUGUUCCACCUCCAGAUGAUCAACUCGACUGGCAGAUCGCUAAUGGAGUUCCCGUUCAACUUCAGAAUAGAGGCGUUCCACAGCCUGGUAAGGAGGACAUGGGAAUGAACUACAGUAACGUACCAUUAGUACUUCUCAAGUGACAAGUUACGUGUAAAGUCUGGAGUCAUGUUGAAAUUAACUUGUAAGGUUUUAACAUUCUUUGACUUUAAAUGUCAAGAAUAGUACUUACAAUUAUGAAACGUUGACUAGUUCAAGACCGUGCUUCCUGAAACCUAGUUAAGCUUCAACAUAUACAGUUAGUUGAACAUCUAACCCCUCCAAUUGGACAAUCUCUUAAUUAUUUUAUCACUUUCAGAAGGAAGCUACCUCAUUGCUUAUGCCAAAUCCGCGGCCCCAUCCGACGAAGCCCAAUUCGCAUCCUGUUCGAUCGGCUGUGCUUCAAGUGACAUUGUCGUCCGCGCCAAACACUGGCAAUCCGAGAGCGUUCUUCUUCAAGUGUGUCUUCGUGAAUCGUUCCCGACAAACGCGGAACGUAAUCCGCUGAUCAAUUGUCAGGAAUUCCCGUAUGUUGAUGGAAUGGGAACCACUGAAGUCAUUUUGCCAAAAACGUCUCUUGUUGAUGUGAGUGCUGCCAGUUGUACCAUAAAUUAUGAAAUACCUGGAAAAAUUAUUCCAGAUCGUGUUCGUUGCUUCCAACUUUAUCGGCGAGCAAGGUGAUGUUGCAAUUCUGGAUGAUAUUGAGGUGUCAUACGACAGAAACGGAAGCGAGUGUCAGAAUGAGUUCGAAGAGGGAGCCGACGAGGAAGAUACCCAAGAAUCCGCAAACAGCGUAGACAAAGAGGACGCUGCUGCUGCUGAACUAGCCGCCAAGAACAAGCGUAGAGAAUUGUUUGAGAAAACUCAGCCAGAAGGACGAGUUGUGUCGGCCUCUGAGAGAUUCGGUUCCAAGGGAUUCAGAGGAGGAGAAAAGGCCUUCGGAGGUGCUGCUGGGUCAAAGUUCGGAGGAACCUUUGAAACGGAAGCCAACGGGAAUGCUGCUGUAGGAACCGCGCACACAGAAGAAACUGUUUUCGCCAGUGUCAAGACGUGAGAAUAUGCUCUCAAACUCUAAAAAUUCGUGUUUUACAGCGCAAAACUGCCUUCCGGACAUGCCAUUGCAAAGGGAGCCAAGACUGCCGACUUUUCCGAGAUUGUUUGCAACGCCACCAAGUGCGAUUUUGAAAGUGAGAAUACUUGUGGAUACAAGGAUGCUCAUACCACUCAAUCUAUUCGUGGUCUGACCACUAAAUUCAAUGUGGUAACCGGACAGUUCAUGAACAGAGUUACUGGAGUCAAGGAGAGCACUGGUAAGAUACUUCUUCUCGAAUAAUUAACUGAUACUAACUUUCCGCUUUGCAGAAGGAGAAUUCUACGCGGCGACGUUCCUUUUCCCACGCGAAAUGGCCGGACUUGAAGCCGCCGUGGAGCCGUUCACCGAACAAUCCCGCAUCAGAUUCCAUUAUUACGAAGGAACUCACGGAGUUCAGCUCAAGGGAUGCUGUUCGACCAUCGAGAAUUGCCCCUUCAGCUCCGACAAAUUUGUCACAGUUGCUGACCGUGCUUGGAAGACUGCCUCUUUCAAAUGCCCCAAGGGAACUGAUAAGGUGUGUUUGUCAGCAGUGCAAAUUGAGAAUUAUGAUGCAAGCCGUUAACAUUUCAACGAAAAAUUUCCGUUUGCAGGUCAUUUUCAUCUGCGAAAACACACGAACCAACCAGGGAGCAUGUGCUGUUGAUGGAAUCGGACUUGUGGAGAACGAGGGACCACUGAAGACGGCUAAGCCACUUUGUUAG
Molecule: messenger RNA, 5474 nt
Organism: Caenorhabditis sp. 36 PRJEB53466
Lineage: Eukaryota; Metazoa; Nematoda; Chromadorea; Rhabditida; Rhabditidae
Source: the annotation of a GenBank genome assembly